CACUUGAACAGCUGUGAGCGAUCGACGUUGGUCGGGAACCAAACACACACACACACCGCAACAGAUACCCCAGCAGCAUACACACGCCAGCGUAUAUACAGAGAUAUAUGCAUAAUUACAUACACCGCAGUACAUGGGGGCUGCAUAAGAAACAAGUACAACAAAAUCACAAAUAUAUGUACUCGAAUGUACAACAAAAUAAAAACGUAAAAUCUUUUGCGUAGUUUAUUCGCUCGCGUCGUUCGUUUCGUUUCUUCACUUUACUCCAGUCGCAGUCGCAGUCCCAGUCCAUUUCAUUUCACUUCAAUCCAAUCCAAAACCAACUCGUAUCUCAUCGCUUCGUUUUUCGUUGCGCUGCGCUGCUUUGCGUUGCGCCGAGAGUUUCGUUGCUUCUUCAGUUCGGCUGAGUUUCAGUUCGAUUCGCUGCGAUGUUUAGUUUAGAUUGACCAGGACAAGAAGAAAUGCCCUGGUCUCGCGCGGCUCCGUGAAGAUACGCGAUACAAGAUACAAAAUACAAUUGGCAAUCGGCAAUCUGCAAUCUGCAAUCCAGACCCCUAGAACCCACUAACUAACUAGAUCAACUAGGAACGCAAGAGAUAGCCUGUGUGCAUAAAUCGGGUUGUGAAUUCGACUCAAUAACAGAUACCCAAAGCGAUCUUAUUGUCAAGUGAUAACAUUAGCAUUGCCAUUGGCCAGAGACAUUCGGAACCAGCUGGAUUUCAAACAUUAUCAAAAUAUUUGCUGUUUCAAAACCAACACGUAAAACAAGCAAACACAGCCAGAAGCGCGAGUGCAGCAGUAUUAGUGAUUAGUGACCACCACACGAGCAUAGAUACAUAGCCGCCACAUAAGUACACCGCACCUACGGAUAUCGUUACAUACGUGUGUAAACUCUCUGCACAUAACUGCGAGCCAAUCUAUUUAAUUCAGUUUCAGUGCAUUUAUAAAUUAAUAAAAUUUAACCAGUGCGAGUGUGAGCGUGAGCGACACGCACACCAGCAGCCGAGCUCAUUACACGGACGCAGCGAACGUGAGUCUUGGAAUAUUGCAAACACAAAACAAAAACCAAAAGCGAAAAAAAUAAAUAAAUAACGAGGAACCAGUUUCACCUUGAGGAGCAAUACCUAGUGCACACUCACACACGUGCAGCGCGACUGUGCAUCGGUGUGCGCCAAAUGAAACAGCCCGAUCUGACGGCGACUAUAGUGCAUGUCUAGUACAUAUGGUACAUGGCACAUAAACAUAUAUAAUUGGUGAUAAAGCCUGGAGAAACCGAACCCUCCGCCUUAUCGGUAACCCCACUGCCACUGCUCCCACGACUAUGUUCAAGCGGGGAUCGGAAUCGGAAGAACUGCCCUGGCACACAGACACCGAUAUCCAGAUCGAGGUUGAGAUGCAAAUGCAAACGCACUGAAAGAUGAUAGCUAAGCCCAACCAGGCCACCACCGAACCACCAACGCGUUUUUGCCCCGGAACAGUGCCAACGGUUCCUGCAACCACCCCAGCGAGUCCAGCAGCGAGUACCCAGCCAAGGAAUCCAGCCCCAAAGCCGGAGACACCCCGCACUCCGCCUGCGUCAACCCCCGAAACGCAGAACACACAAAGCCAGCCAGCUAUUACUCAUCCAGCGGCUGUGGCUUCGCCUUCCGCGCCUGUUGCUGCAGCUGCACCGAGAAACCCGAAGGCCCCGAAGCCCCACACCCUCAACUCCCACCUCGUAACCCCCACAGUCGCAGUCGCAGUCACACUCACACCCCGGCCCAAAGCCCAAUCCCCACACCAGCACCAACACCAAGCCAAUAUGGACAUGGACGGCGAAAGAUCUCCGAGCCACAGCGGCCAUGAAAUGACACUGAACAUGAACGGCAUCGAUUCCAAUUCCAGUCCGGUGUUCGGAUCUGCACGGGUUCCUGUCAACUCCAGCACCCCGUAUUCGGAUGCAACUCGAACCAAGAAACACUCACCCGGCCAUAUUAAGCGACCCAUGAACGCCUUCAUGGUGUGGAGCCAGAUGGAGCGGCGGAAGAUCUGCGAGCGGACGCCGGACCUGCACAACGCCGAGAUCUCCAAGGAGCUGGGCCGCCGGUGGCAGCUCCUCAGCAAGGACGACAAGCAGCCGUACAUCAUCGAGGCCGAGAAGCUGCGGAAGCUGCACAUGAUCGAGUAUCCCAACUACAAGUACAGGCCCCAGAAGAAGCAGACGCGCUCCCCGGGAUCGCUGAAGCAGAAUCAGGACGCAGACAGCUGCGAAGCUAAAAAUGACACGCCCAACAACACACUGUCCACUCUUGCAAUUAAUGGAACCACCACCACUGCCGGUCGGAAAAGCAAAAGAUCUACCUCUACAUGUCAAACAGGUUCCGUUUCGAAACGAUUAAGGACCGACUCGGGUGAUACCCCCAGGGCCAAGUACGAGGUCAAGGGGGAGUCUGCAGAGCAGCACGACACCGUGGAUAUUAUACUACCCUCAGCCGAUAAUCUAUUAAGCUACCAAUCAUCUGAAUAUUUACCUCUAAGCGCGCACAGCAAUGCUGAUUGCGACGAAAAGCUACACUCAGACCUGAGCUCGGGUCCGCUGGAGGCGCGGGAGAAUCUCUCGGACGUGGUCCACCGAUACCUCCCCCUGUUCUUCCCCAGCAACGAGGACUCGCAGCUGGAGGUCAACACCUCGUCGCAGAGCCAGCACAACCAGUCGGAUCCCACCGCAGGCUUGAUAGACAACAUCGAGAUCUCCGACAUCAGCCCCAUCGACGACCGAGAGGAGGUGAUGCAGUACCUGCAGUAUCCCUCGAGCGAUGGCCACACCCUCAAGGUGGAGUCCAGCCUGCUGGAUGGCGCCCUCGGCGAGCCCGUGUUCGACUCCGAGGACAACAUUGUGAACGAUGCCAACUUGCACUCGGCCAGCCAUCAAAUACCUCCAUAUGUGCCUGACAGCCACGACUGCUUUGCGGACGACUGUGGCGGGGACAACUCGUCGCACCAGGUGGAGUUCGAGGUGGUGCGUCCGCAGACGGUGACCAUGACCAUGACCUGCACGCUGCCCUACGGCGGACCGGAUGGUGGGCACACAUUCCAGAACGACGACUUCAACCCGAUCCCGUCGGCCGCCGAGGACAGCGACUGCAGCAUACUGACCACCUCCAACUCGCCGCAGAUCGGCUUCAACGCAAGCAGCUUCGUGGAGGCGGACGCCAUCGGGAGCACUUGUACAUACGCCCAACAAGACUACACCGGAAGUGUAAUUGAAACACACAAUGAUCUCAACUACGCCGCACAGGACAACAACGGAGCUCUGCUGGCCUACACAUUUGAGGACCUGCCUCCUCAGCCAACCGGUAGUCAUUUAGAAUUUAACACUAACAAGUACGAGUUUGCAAGUUAUUAUAAAAUGUGAGAGAUAUUUAAGUUUUGUGUAAUUUAUAACUAAUCUAAUUGUACGUUCAUAAUUUUACACCAAAUUAUAUAUAUAUAUAUGUAUACAGAUAAUACUAUAUAUUCCAUAAAUUCUAUAUAUACAAAACAAAAAAAAAACGAGAAUAAAAUGCUUUGCAUUGAAAACA
This is a messenger RNA of Drosophila biarmipes, 3560 nucleotides long. It is a transcript of the gene Sox14, whose product is annotated as putative transcription factor SOX-14. Bases 1418 to 3394 code for a protein of 658 amino acids. NCBI's taxonomy places the organism in Eukaryota, Metazoa, Arthropoda, Insecta, Diptera, Drosophilidae. Gene Ontology annotation, molecular function: DNA-binding transcription factor activity, RNA polymerase II-specific; RNA polymerase II cis-regulatory region sequence-specific DNA binding. The transcript has 2 exons. The record is from RefSeq and is a predicted model, not a curated record. Gene Ontology annotation, biological process: anatomical structure morphogenesis; positive regulation of transcription by RNA polymerase II; cell differentiation.